Stegostoma tigrinum is the source of this 660-nucleotide messenger RNA. RefSeq names its product mitochondrial import receptor subunit TOM20 homolog. Gene Ontology annotation, biological process: protein targeting; protein import into mitochondrial matrix; tRNA import into mitochondrion. Gene Ontology annotation, molecular function: transmembrane protein transporter activity. The transcript has 5 exons. Gene Ontology annotation, cellular component: mitochondrial outer membrane; mitochondrial outer membrane translocase complex. The record is from RefSeq and is a predicted model, not a curated record. NCBI's taxonomy places the organism in Eukaryota, Metazoa, Chordata, Chondrichthyes, Orectolobiformes, Stegostomatidae. Bases 54 to 509 code for a protein of 151 amino acids.
CGGGUCGGGUUAGUGGGCUGGCGCCUGCAACUCCAACUGGCAGCGGGUUGGAAAUGCUGCUGGUCGGCAAGACGGGGGCGAUCGUGGCCGGGGUCUUCGGAGCAGCCUUCAUUGGUUAUUGUAUAUAUUUUGACAGGAAAAGAAGAAGCGCCCCAGAUUUCCGAGCAAAGUUGCGCGAAAGAAGAAGAAAACAGAAGAAACAGGAUAGAGAAAAUGAUUCUGUCGGGAAGUUACCUGAUCUGAAAGAUGUUGAAGCUGUACAGAAGUUUUUUCUCGAAGAGGUCCAAUUGGGAGAAGAAUUGCUGGCAAGAGGUGACUAUGAGAAGGGAGUUGAUCAUUUAAGUAAUGCUGUAUCGGUAUGUGGUCAGCCACAGCAACUAUUGCAGGUUCUUCAGCAGACACUACCACAUCCAGUGUUUCAAAUGCUCAUCCAAAGAUUGCCCGUUGUAAGACAGCGUUUCCUCGCAGGUAUGACUGCACAGCAUUUGGUAGAAGAUGACGUUGAGUGAAAGAUUUACACCAUCUUCAGCUCCAACAAGGUUUAUUCCAUCAUUGUGAACCUUAAAUGCAGUGAUCACUGUAGACUUAAGUUUACAAACAAUUCAAAGGUGUACCAUUCACAUUCAAAAUAAACCAGUAAUGUUGGUCCAUCACGCAUAA